UUUGCAGAUUAUAAAUAGUUAAGUUGCAGUGAUAAUCAAACUUUUCUCUACGUCUUACAACUUUUUUAAUUUGACAUGUUUCUUCUUGACAUUGCCUACAUUGAGACGACAGGUAUGCUCAAGUGUGUGCCAAAAUGCCUAGGAAAAAACCUAAACCUGAAGAAGGCAUUCAGAAACCAGAUGGGAGCCUCAAAGUGUCCCAUGGAUAUUUCCAUGGCCACGAAUGUCAUUUGCCCACUGAAAAACUUUCAGCGUACGAUAUAAAAAGCCGCGGAUUAAAGAGAUGGAUCUUCAAUUUGAUAUCCGUUCACGCUGGUGAUAUUAGGGCUGUGAAUAUGCACAGAUCAUACGCAGGAUUAUGUGCGGAGAAGUUUCGACACCACGAGAAAUACUUUUACACCAUACACCCAUACAGCAAACUGAGGUUCUAUUUAGAGAUAUCAUUCGUAGUUGCGAUGACAGUUGGUUCGGUUAUAACCGCUUUCAAUAGUGGAUCCAAAUACCCCGAUGAUGAUUCUGACUUUCACGACGAAAUACUAAUCGUUUGCAACAGCAUGAUCAUAGUGAACAUAUUAGCCAACUUCCUCACGGGGUAUAUAGAAGGAUAUUCUCGUAAAAUAGCAGUUUUGGCGAAAAAGAAGAUUGCUUUGAAAUAUUUGAAGUCGUGGUUAAUUGUGGAUGUAAUUGCGUGUGCGGGGACCCCCGUGGAUGUUCUGCACACUUACCUAUCUCUUCGAUUGGUGAUGGAGGCCGUGAAGCUUGUCCGCCUGCCCGUCAUUCUUAUGUAUCUCCAUAAUAUCCUUGUGGUCAUGAGGUGUACAGUUUACCAGAAAACAGCUGUUGAGAUCUUAUUCUUCUUGAUAUACUACCUAUCAUGGAAUAUGUACUUUCAAUUUGCCGUGGAAUAUAUUGCUGAGGCCACUUAUUAUCCGGCAAAUCCUAGGAACUGCUCAUGGUUGACUGUCGGAAAGUUGUGGAACCAAACCUCCGAUGUUCGAAUCUUGUAUGCUUUUGACAGAGCUGUGAGUAUGCUAACGACUAAUACAAACAUGAACCUUCUUGAGCAAACGGGAUGCUUCGAAAAUUUCCUUGUUGCGUGUUGGCUAUUUUCCAAGGUAUUCAUAUUCCAUUUCGCACUGAAGUAUAUACUAGCACUUUUUGGAAAGGAAUCGGCUCGAGCACAAUACUACAUGAUGAAGAAACAGCUGAAAACUUAUAUGGUGCAAAGGAAUUUCCCGCCAAGACUUAAGAGCAAAAUCCUAAAGUUCUACGCUAUUCGAUUUCAGUAUAAAUAUUUUGAAGAAUCCCGCAUGUUGGGUUGCGUAUCAGGCCAGCUUCGGGAAGACAUACUAAUGCACACUGGUCGACAGCUGGUGAGAGAACUGGAUUUCUUGAAACAGUUGCCAAGCUCCUUGCUGGUGCAAAUAGCUUUCAAACUACGCGUCGUCAUUUAUAUCGCUGGAGAUAUUAUUUUCAAGAUUAAUACCGUUGGCGAUUGUCUCUACUUCAUUGACCGCGGUACAGUAGCGAUUUACUCCGACUCCGGCAAAGAAAUUUGCCAUCUAGAAGACGGUGACUUCUUCGGCGAAAUAGCUCUCGUCAUGAAACACCACUUCAGGACCGCUUCAGCUAUAGCUGUGACAAAUUGUGAGUUGUUCAGACUGGAUAAGGAACAUUUUGAAACGACCAUAGGUUACUAUCCCACAGUUUAUAACAGUAUUAAAGAGGUCGCUACUAGUAGGUUCGAAAGAACAUGCGUUUUGGAUGAGCAUCAUAAAGCUGAGUUGAGGACCGCUGAAAAUAGUUUACCAGUUUGAGUGAGUGGGUCUAGCUGUGUAAUGCGGUCCAACGAUUUAUUUUGAAA
This is a messenger RNA of Helicoverpa armigera (cotton bollworm), 1864 nucleotides long. RefSeq names its product potassium/sodium hyperpolarization-activated cyclic nucleotide-gated channel 4. The coding region runs from base 135 to 1817 and encodes 560 amino acids. NCBI's taxonomy places the organism in Eukaryota, Metazoa, Arthropoda, Insecta, Lepidoptera, Noctuidae. Gene Ontology annotation, biological process: potassium ion transmembrane transport; sodium ion transmembrane transport; regulation of membrane depolarization. Gene Ontology annotation, cellular component: HCN channel complex. The transcript is spliced from 8 exons. Gene Ontology annotation, molecular function: voltage-gated potassium channel activity. The record is from RefSeq and is a predicted model, not a curated record.